AUGACUCAGACCAACGCCGGAGCCGGAACCGGAGCUGUUUCAACGGCCGAGCCACCACCACAAGCACAGGCUCCGAACAACGAGAUGGUUUUGCACACCGGAAGCUUGAGUUUUAGUAGCCAUAUGUCGAGAGAAGACGAAGAGAUGACUCGUUCUGCACUCUCUGCUUUUAGAGCUAAAGAAGAUGAGAUUGAGAAGAGGAGGAUGGAAGUUCGUGAACGGAUCCAAGCUCAGUUGGGUCGUGUCGAGGAAGAAACCAAACGCCUCUCCACCAUUCGCGAGGAGCUUGAAUCUAUGGCAGAUCCUAUGCGGAAGGAAGUUUCUGCGGUUCGUAAGAAGAUUGAUAGUGUUAACAAAGAACUCAAACCUUUAGGUUCUACUGUUCAAAAGAAGGAAAGGGAAUACAAAGAAGCACUUGAUUCAUUCAACGAUAAGAACAGGGAGAAAGUACAGCUGAUCACCAAACUCAUGGAGAUGGAACAGUUGGUAGGGGAAAGCGAGAAGCUGAGGAUGACGAAGCUAGAGGAGCUGAGCAAGAACAUAGAAACCGCGUGA
Arabis nemorensis is the source of this 555-nucleotide messenger RNA. NCBI's taxonomy places the organism in Eukaryota, Viridiplantae, Streptophyta, Magnoliopsida, Brassicales, Brassicaceae. The record is from the annotation of a GenBank genome assembly.